This is a messenger RNA of Apiotrichum porosum, 657 nucleotides long. RefSeq lists its product as uncharacterized. Gene Ontology annotation, cellular component: nucleus. The transcript has 7 exons. Bases 1 to 657 code for a protein of 218 amino acids. The record is from RefSeq and is a predicted model, not a curated record. Lineage: Eukaryota; Fungi; Basidiomycota; Tremellomycetes; Trichosporonales; Trichosporonaceae.
AUGCCGUCCUGCUCGCACGAAGCGCACGACCACGACCACGGAGGGUGUGAUGGCCACGACCACGAUAUCCCCCUCAGCGCCGGACCGACGGAUAGCCUGUACCCCGUCAUUGACACGGAGCAUGUCGUCGCUUUGAACGCCGCGGGUGGCGGGGAGAAGGGCAGGGUGGUGAUCAAGGAGUGGGCAGAGAAAGAUGACGAGACGAUUUGGCUCGAGAGCGAACUGGACGACUCCUUGAUUCUCCACAUCCCAUUCACCGCGUCCGUCUCGCUGAGAUCCAUUACGCUCAAGGCCGGACACGGCGGAUUUCGUCCCUCUGAAAUGCGUGUGUUUGUGAAUGCCGCCGGUCUCGACUUUUCCGACGCCGAGGCCCGUGAGCCUACCCAGGCCUUUGAUGUUAUUGAGUCCCGAGAGGCUGGAGAGUACCAGGUCAAGGCGGCAAAGUUUGCCUCUACGACCAGCCUGGCGCUCUUCUUCCCGAACAACGAGAGCGAGGGUGAGGACGAGGAGACGACAAGGAUAUACUAUGUCGGUCUGCGCGGCAGCUGGCGUCCGCUGCCAAACAAGCUCGGCGAGAUCAUCUACGAGGCGGCGCCGCGACCAACCGACCACAAGGUGCACGAGGGGAUCUCCAACGCCGCGCGCCAGGGCCUCUAA